Caenorhabditis remanei is the source of this 1482-nucleotide messenger RNA. RefSeq lists its product as uncharacterized. The transcript is spliced from 6 exons. The record is from RefSeq and is a predicted model, not a curated record. Bases 1 to 1482 code for a protein of 493 amino acids. Lineage: Eukaryota; Metazoa; Nematoda; Chromadorea; Rhabditida; Rhabditidae.
AUGAGCCGACAAUAUCGAAAUCGUAAAGGACAUGAUCUGGAAAAAGUGGUUCAUCGUUUCACUGAUGAUGAUUUAUCUGAAUUAAAACCAAAAAAAGUUUUCGCCAAAAAAUGGAUCAUUAUCAAGAAGUUGGACAAGCGAGGAGCGGCGCAUUGUUAUCAAGUCUGCGAUACAAGUUUCAAGAUAUUCGGUGUUCUGUAUCUGGAAACGGGAAAUGACAAUGUGACAUCGAUUGCGAGCCAAGUCGAAUUCUCACUUCAGCAGUUCUCGCUUGGAUAUUCUCAUCGUUUUACAAAUGUCAUUGACUCGAAUAUUAUUAAUAAUCAUUUAUUCUACAUGGUUCAACGUACUCGCCCAGGUCCAACUCUUGAAACAUUAUUGAAAUGUAUUCGAUCAGAUGAUGAUCGUCUGAAAGUAUCAUCAAUUACUGCAUCAUUCAUUGCGAUUGAUAUCAUUUCAAUUCUCGAAUUGCUCAAUUCAUCUGGUCAUGUUUUGAGAAAUUUCGAUACGAAACAAUGGAAAUUGGAUGUGAAAACGAGAAUGUUUUACUUGGAUGAUAUAACUGAUGUCCAAGUGUCAUCAGACAAACGUCAUCGUUCAAUCGACGAAAUUCAUAUAAUCAAUGCGGAGACAUUGGAUUUGGCAUGGACUUCAAAUGAUAUUUUAUAUGCACCAAUUGAAUUUAUAGUGAACGGAGAAAUGCAUCGCAUGUCCGAAUUAGAUCAACUAGAAAUGCUGAUUUAUAUUCUUUUUGAUUGGACACGUGGCAAGUUACCAUGGAAAAAUUCGAAAUGUCAACAGAGAACACUCGAAAUGAAAAGAGAUUUCUUGGAGAAUUUUCCAGAUCCGCUCGAAAAGUUCGAGGAACCUGUUGACCAUUGGUUCAGUACUGCGCUCCAUAAUCUCGCCGAUCAUCUGAAAGUAGCUAAAAUAGCUCAAGCGAAAUUGGAGAAACAAGCGGUUCGAGGAGGAGCAUGGUGUCCGAAAGGACCACGUGCUGGUGCGCUUUUGUCAAUUAUAAACUAUCGUCGAAUCGUUGAAGAUUUUCAAAAGAUAGUGUGCAGUGGCCGUCCCGAAUGGAGCGUUUAUUGGAGAGAUAUCAAGUUGGAUUGGGAUAAAGAAGUUGAAUUGACUCCAGAGCAGUCAUCCUUCUUGCAAAAAUACGAGAAACGCCAAAAGUGCCUUGAAGUUGUCGAUGAGAGAGCACGUUUGGAUGCGAUACGCGUUCAUUAUAGUGUUAUGGAGGAACAUGGAAAAUUCGAACGAGAAAAGAAUCAAAUUUCUAUAGAACAAUAUUUGAGAGGAGGAGAUCCGAAUGAUCCUGAUGAGAAAGAAGAAAUCGAACGACAAAUUGCUGAGUUAAGGCAGAAGAGAAUGCAGAAAAUUCAAGAUGAAAUUAUAGAAGAAGAUGAAGAAAUGGAUAUGAAGAUUGAUAUUAAAGAUGAAAUCGAUGAUUAUGAUGACUAUUAUCAAGGUACGUGA